GAGUAUUUCCGCGUCUUCAGUAGAUUGUUUAAAGAGAGAAGUAGGUGAGCAGAGUUAAUUAACACUAAUGGAUCAGGUCUUAUAGCCUGAAAUGAAAUGACAUGUGUUUCGUGAUUGUCAUGACAACAAAAGCGCGUGAUUCGUAUACAUUUUCUCAUGUCCCAUCAAGGAGCUGCUUUACAAAACUACAAUAAUGAACUUGUAAAAUGUAUGGCAUACAUCUUAAAGUGUAUUAAAUUUCUAGGUUUUGAGGAGCUUUGCAAAAGACGAGAAGAAUUACAACGUCAAAUUCAACAAGAUGAAACUGAACGCGCUAAGCUCCAAAGGGAAAUAAAUGUUCUGAGUGAUAAGCUUAACAGGGUCAAUGAAGCACUUCAGAAGAAACUGGCAACAAGAAAUGAAUAUGAUAGGACUAUUGCAGAGUCAGAAGCAGCUUACAUGAAGAUCCUUGAGAGUUCCCAAACUCUCCUGACUGUUUUAAAACGAGAAGGUCAGAAUAUUGUUCAGAAGGCAACAGCUAAAAAUGUUCCUUUGUAAUAAUAAACUCAGUAUAUGUUUAUUAAUUGUAAAUACCUGUAUUAUUGACUAUUAAAGCUGCUCUUGUGCUUUUCAUUUAAAGUCAAUAUAAUUUGUAAGCAUCUAAUAACCAUAAUAAUAUAAACUAUACAAUCAGU
This is a messenger RNA of Trichobilharzia szidati, 674 nucleotides long. The record is from the annotation of a GenBank genome assembly. NCBI's taxonomy places the organism in Eukaryota, Metazoa, Platyhelminthes, Trematoda, Strigeidida, Schistosomatidae.